Messenger RNA from Plasmodium gallinaceum, 411 nucleotides. Its product is annotated as signal recognition particle SRP19, putative. The record is from RefSeq and is a predicted model, not a curated record. The transcript has a single exon. The coding region runs from base 1 to 411 and encodes 136 amino acids. Gene Ontology annotation, cellular component: signal recognition particle, endoplasmic reticulum targeting. Gene Ontology annotation, molecular function: 7S RNA binding. Gene Ontology annotation, biological process: SRP-dependent cotranslational protein targeting to membrane, signal sequence recognition; SRP-dependent cotranslational protein targeting to membrane. NCBI's taxonomy places the organism in Eukaryota, Apicomplexa, Aconoidasida, Haemosporida, Plasmodiidae.
AUGAUUAAACCAGAGGAAAAUGUAAAUAAUGAGAGUUUGGAAACCAAGGAUGUUUCUCGAUGGAAAAUAAUUUACCCUAAUUAUAUAAAUAAAAAAAAAAAAGUGAAAGAAGGAAGAAGAAUAAAUUUAAGUUAUUGUGUGGAUGAUCCUUCAAUUGAAGAAAUUGAAUUGGCAUGUAAAGAGUUAAACGUUUCUUAUUAUGUUGAAAAAAAAAAAUGUUAUCCAAGAGAUUGGCAAGUAGAAGGUAGAAUAAGAGUAAAAUUACCAAAUAUAGAAGAGCAAAUUUUAAAUAAGUUUGAUUUAAUGAAAAAAAUCGGAAUAAAACUACAAACAAUAAAGGUAAAUAAUGAAUCUAAUACAUCAACUAACCAAAAUAAUUUAACGAAGAAGAAAAAAAAAAACCAAAGAUAA